Messenger RNA from Symbiodinium sp. CCMP2456, 3304 nucleotides. The record is from the annotation of a GenBank genome assembly. NCBI's taxonomy places the organism in Eukaryota, Dinophyceae, Suessiales, Symbiodiniaceae.
GUGUCGGACUUGCCGGCCGCAGGUUCCCAUUGUCAGAAGCCGGGAUCCAUCAGCGUUUGUGGACAGGUCGGCUUACCGUGAACGUGACACGGAAUGCUUGGCUGAUGGAACGCCUAUUGCAAGAGCCGGGAAUGCUGCAAUUUAUCCAUCGGCAGCUGCAGCUAGCAUGGCCAACAAGCCUUCAAGGAUCUCGGUGGAUGGCUGCCUAGCUGAUGGCACAGCCUUCAACAGAGCAGGCAAUGCUAUCAACCAUCCCGAGUCAACCGUGCUCCCCGUGUUUGCAAGCAGAUCCAGCGCAGGUGUUCCGGAUGCUGGGUGUUUAGCAGACGGAACGCCCAUUGAGCUGGCAGGAAACCGAUCGUUGAAGUUCUUCCACCCAUCCAAGACAUCGCUUGUGGCAGAUGUUCAUGAGCUGGCUCGUACGGCGGGCGACGCAGAAGAAGAAGAAGAAGAAGACAACAUGAGAGAUGGAAAGACGGGGUUGGUCGAUCGGCCGCCGGCUGAGAAGAUGCUAGAUGCUGGUGACAGCAAUUUGUUGGAGCUUCGCGAUCCGACGAGCAGCAAAGCCGUGAACGGGUCAGUUCGCGAUGCCGCGACCAGACGUGAGAAAACAUCUGCUGCCAAAGAUGUCCCGAGGGCUGCAGAGCGUGGGCAAUCAAGCGUUGCUCGUGCGGCAAGCUUGGGCACGGUUGCACCGAACAUCACAAUCCCGGACGAGAUAUUCGAGCCAUCUCGACGGGUUGGUACAACCAAGGAGUUUCCCUCCGGUGUGACGUCCGGCGCGGCGUCUGUGUCAAGGCUGUCAAGGCCUGCUGGCGGCUCCACAGUGUUCGAUGCAAAGAACCGGGAGCCGAUGCAGCAAAAGCACACGUGGACUGUCAGGAUGGUCAUUCAGAUUCGGAUCGUGCCGGAAGACACGGCCGAGCCCCAAAUCUCGCAUUGGAGGCAGUUGUUGGAGCAAGCACGGUUGGAGAAGAGCCUCGUGCCCGACAUCGAGGCCGUGGAUGAUGGUUUUCCUGCGGCCUGGGGCGGAUCGGCCUUGCGGAUCUUCAGGCAGCGGUCCAUCCUUCAAGAGGAAUGGCUUCACUCCUUCAUGCCCCAGUCAAGGAAACGAUUGCCGACCCUCUUGGCUUUCGGAUCAUCAAAAGGAGCUGUAUGUGCCAAGCUGGCCGACCAACCAGGUCUCUGCAUGACGAAGUCCAGCCUGGGCUCUGUGGGCCCGCGCUCCAACGCAUCCGUGCAGACGUCUUUCUGGUCCAGGCUGUGGUCUUUGAGACGCUGCUACUCUUCACUGCUCCGCAGGUGCUCCCGCAUUUCGCAGCAGUCAGAAGCCGAGAGCUUGCCAGGCGCAUCAGCGCCCUGGGUCGAGGAGGUUUGGCCCCUGUCGUGCCAGGACAUCAAAGAGGCCUGGGUGCGCGCCUUUAUGGACAUGUCGCUCAUGGUGGCCGGGGCCGGGCCGGCCGCAGUCCAGGAGCCUUCCCAGGAGCGCGUGCGCCGCUCUUUACGGGCCUUCACCGUGCCGGUGCUGCGCUUGCUGCAAGUGCCGCGAGCGGCCACCCUGAAGUGUGGGCAAGGACGGCUGAUCGAGCUGCUUUAUGUCAUUACGUCCCCGAGCUCAGCGGAGCUGGAGGAUGGCUCUCCGGCAGUAGCGCAGAGGUUGCCGAAUGCCAGGUGCGAGGAUGCCAGGUCGCGGCAGAUGCAGGCUAUGCUGGACUCGCGCAUCGCCUCCUUUUGUUGCACCUCCCAGGUCCCGGAGCGCACUCCCUUCGCCUUUACUGUGCUAGCAGCAGUCCUUCCACCGGAAGAGGAGGUGGAGAGCCCGUCCCACCUCAGUGCGGACCCCACGGACUUCCUGUACUGCACCGCGGUUCGCUUCAUCGAGGGUGGCCGCUGCCUGGCAUACUGCCUCGUCUCUCGCCACCCGUUUGUGGAAGCCUUCGGGCAGCUGCUCGUGAUGUUGCACGACGGAGAGGAGGUGCUGGAAGAUGUGGGGGAGGCCGAGAUGUCCAUCCAUGAUGUGCCAGCAGGCGAGGGCGACGUGAAGGAUGGUGAGGAUCCAGGACUUGAGCCUGAGCCCGAUCGUCUGCGGCGUGUAGCCCACAAGCUGUUCAAUGCUGUUCCACAACUCCGCCCGGAGACUCGCAGAUCGCGGACAGAGCCGUCAAAGGCCGUCGAGGCAGCUCUCAGUGACCUCAACGAGGAUGUCGGCAGGAUAGAGGCCUUUACAGUCAAUUUGGGGACACUUCAAGCUGCAUCAUGCAAUCUGGACGAGAUCGAUGCUUUCAUACCAUUGUUCCCCGGUUGUGUACCCUGCAUCGCGGGCUUGGUCCUAGCUAGGACCUGCAAGGGGGGAGUGGCUUCGGUUUCCUUUCAGGGUCGGAUGUCGGAAGGAGCGUCGCUGGGCCUCGCCGUGCCGCAGUGGCAAGGAGCCGGGGUACUCGGCGCAGGCACGGUGGAUGCACUGCGAGGUGCCGAGCUGGCUCGCGAGGUCUUGCUGGAGAGCCUUCCUUCGAGGGUUCCCAUGCACCAGCUCCCGGUUCCGGAGCCAGAGGACGGAGAGGAGGAGGAUUCCGUGAAGUUCCGACGAAGCCUGCGAAAAGUGUUGGCGUCCGCUUCGGAGCUUCUCAGGGCCGAGCAGCCCUCGCAGGUUUGGACAGUCGGCGGCGACUGCUCCGUGGAUCUGACGCCCAUCUCUUACUUGGCAGAGAGGUACGGCGAACGGCUCUGUGUCGCCUACGUGGAUGCUCACUGUGACUUGAACAAAGAGGCCGAGUCACCUUCGGGCCACUUCCAUGGCAUGAGCCUGCGUGCAGCUUUGGGUGAAGGGCCGCAGGGCUUGCGAGCACCUUUCCAGGCAUUGGGUCCAGAACGCUUGGUGAUGCUAGGCAUUCGCGAUGCGGAUCCUGCCGAGGAGCAGUUUAUCCAAGAGGCGAAGGUGAAGAGGCUGACAACGAGGGAUCUUCAAUCCAACUUGGAGGAUGCAAUUAGAGUCGUGACUGAUGUGGCUGGACCUACCGGCCUUCUGCAUGUGCACCUCGACCUGGAUGUGAUGGACCCAUCGGCGUUUCCCCACGUGAAUGUUCCCACAGCAGGAGGGCUACUGCCUGCGGAGCUGAAGGCCCUGCUGGGCCGCCUCAGUAGUGCCUUUGCUGGGCGCAUUUGUGGCACAACUGUGACGGAGCUGCGGCUGAGGGAAGAGGGAAAUCAGCCGGCCGCCUCGGCAAAACAGCUGCUGUCCUCGCUUCUUGGACAAGGCGGACUGGACUUGGCGGGGCAGGUUUCCGCCUGGCAACCUCCGGAGUGA